Parnassius apollo (apollo) is the source of this 951-nucleotide messenger RNA. The record is from the annotation of a GenBank genome assembly. Lineage: Eukaryota; Metazoa; Arthropoda; Insecta; Lepidoptera; Papilionidae.
AUGGCAUCAAGAAACAGAGCACAUGCACUCGUUAACAUAAUUUGCAAUCCAACUGAACCAGAGAAUAUGGCAUCCAUGUCUCAUACACCUGUUUCUGUUUUGGUAAAGAAUGUCCUAACAGAACCACAUUCUUUUGAAAGGAUUGAAUCUCAGUUAGGGGAAAUUUUACUAACUGCAGACAAUGACCUCAUUCAAUUAGAAGACCUAGUGGCGCUUGACUCACCGUCGCUAUUAGAAACACCGUCUCCGAGGCCAACUUCACCACCACCUGUGAGAGAUGCUUGUGAGGACUUUUCGCCUGAUGACGACAGCGAUUACGAACCACCCAAUGAUCGUGGUGCUUUAAGUUCAGAUUCAGAAAAUAUCCCUCCAAAUGAAGAGACUCUGCAAACGAACGAAGAGGUAGUUCACUUUGGAGAUAUGUUUGAAGGCCGACGUAGACAGAGACUAGCUCAACCCGAAAGUUGGAAGAAAAGUAUUACUAAACGGUUAAGGAUGGAGGGGAAAGAGUAUGUCGGUUACAAAAGACCAAAGGGUGAGAAAGUACAAAGCCAAAUUCGAAACCAAAGGAUCCUUGGCCCUAAAUGCAAUUCAGAUUUUUGUAGAAAUAGUAAGUUGAGAUGUUGUGAUGAAGUAGGGGAUGAGGACAGAGAGAAGAUAUUUCGACAAUUCUGGAGCAAUAUGGACUGGCAUCAACGAAAAGUGUAUGUAACUAACAACAUAACUUUUCAGGAAAAAGAAAAAAAUGCAGAUCCUUACGCUAGAAAUAAAUUCAAUCAAACUAUCAAAUCGAAGAAUAUAGCUAUCCACACAAUAAAGAAGGACAUGUGUGAUGUUUGUGUAGGUCAUCAGAGCGGUAAUGUAAGCGAAAUUGACUACCAAACACAUCUAAGAAGAAAAAAUCGAGCCCGUGAAGAAAAAUCUAUGGAUAAAAGUGAGGCGAUCAAGUGA